AUGCCCAACGAAGGCCUCAUCCCGUACGUCCAGCGCCGAGUCCGUGAGGGCAUCGGCGCAGUAGGCGACACGACAGGGAAUUCCGUCAACGCCAACGGGAAAGCAGUGCAGGGCGCGGCGCGGGCAGCAGGCGGGCGGGUCGACAGCCUGGGCCGGAGCAUCAGCGGAUCGGGCAAGACGGCCAACAAGACGACCAACACGUACGCGCAGGCCCUAGGACGGCAGGUCGAGAGCUACACAGGGGCGGCGGGGAGGCAGGUCGGCGCCGUGGGGCGGUAUGUGGACGGGGGCGGGCGGGCGGCGGGGGGACGGGUCGGGGAUUUUGGGAACAGUGUCAAGGAUAAUGACCACGUCUCGGUGCCUUUCAAAAUCAUGCCUUGA
This is a messenger RNA of Cryphonectria parasitica EP155, 381 nucleotides long. RefSeq lists its product as uncharacterized. Lineage: Eukaryota; Fungi; Ascomycota; Sordariomycetes; Diaporthales; Cryphonectriaceae. The record is from RefSeq and is a predicted model, not a curated record. Bases 1 to 381 code for a protein of 126 amino acids. The transcript is spliced from 2 exons.